AUGAACGAUAGGGCGCCACCAAAUGUAUGGAUGAAUCCAUCGUUGCCAGACUGUGUGCAUUGUAAUCAAGAAAAUUGUGUGAAACCAACCAUCGCUAAGAAGAAAAAGAAUAUCAAUUGGUUGUUUCUGUUGCUAGGUCAAUUGUUUGGCUGUUGCAACCUUGUCCAGUUGAAAUAUUGUUGCAAACACACAAACAAUCAUCGAACCGGCGUAAAGGAUAAAGUUCUUUAUUUAACCUAUCUUGCACUCUGCAAGCAACUUGAUUCUACUGGACCUUUUAAUCUUUAA
Messenger RNA from Lathyrus sativus (Indian pea), 288 nucleotides. The record is from the annotation of a GenBank genome assembly. NCBI's taxonomy places the organism in Eukaryota, Viridiplantae, Streptophyta, Magnoliopsida, Fabales, Fabaceae.